CGUCUAUUUAUGAUCUGUGCGUCAACGCGGAGGCACAGCUCGGGCAGGGCAGCCGCACAGUGUCACCUGCAGUGGGUUGGUGCGUCGGCCACGCGUCAAAGGCAGCCGAGCGUCAAAGGGCAGCCUCCGCGGGGCGCGCAGGACCCAAGCCAAGUCCGUAACGUGUCGUGCGGCGCCGACCGGUAGCGCACUCGCCCAUCCAGCGCCAGGCUCUGCAGAUUUUUGCAGCCAGUGCACGACCUCUGGGCAGCUUUUACGCCGCCGACGCUGCACAAUUACUUGAGGCAACCGCCCACAAGCCACGAGCACACCUUAAAAUGUCUGCCGAGUCGACGAAGGAGGCGACAGCCGACGGCCACAAGGUGACCACCGUGGUGGAGGGCACCGACGCCACUGCCGCGGCACCUACCGAGCCCGGCGGUAAGGUGGCGAUCGUCACGGGCGCCUCGCGCGGCCUCGGCCGGGGCGUGGCCGCAGUUCUCGCGAAGGAGGCCGGCUUCACGGUGUACGCGACCGGCCGCACGACGGCGGACCUCGAGAGUCUGCAGGCCGAGUGCGCCGACGGCGCCGGCAAGGUCGUGCCCUGCACGCUGGACCUGAAAGACGACGAAGCCGUGAAGGCAUUCGUGGAGAAGGUGGGCAAGGUCGACGUGCUGGUCAACUCCGCCUACGAGGGCCUCGCCGCGCAGAAGGCGCAUCUCGGCAAGAAGUUUUAUGAAAGACCGCUCGGCGAGUACGACGACCACAUGUCGGGGGUGCGCUGGGCCUACGCCCUGUCGCAGCUCGUGGCUCCAUCAAUGGUCGAGGCGAAGGCGGGCUUGAUCGUCAACAUCAGCUCCGCGGGCGGCAUCUUCUACUUCUGCGGCGUGCCCUACGGCGUGAUGCACGCGGCGCUCGACAAACUGGGCGCGGACGUGGCCACGGAACUGAAGGGCACGGGCGUGACCUGCGUGACGGUCUGGCCCGGGGGCGCCGUCACGGAGCGGACGUCCUUCCCCGGCGGCGAGACGCCCGCGUUCACGGGCCGCGCCGUCGCCGCGCUCGCGGCGGCGGGCGCCGAGGACCUCGCGGCGAAGAGCGGCAAGGUCCUCCUGACGUGCGAGCUCGGCGCCGAGUACGACUUCGUCGACGCCACGGGCGCGCUGCCGGUGGACGGCAUGGGCGUCCGCGGCAUGCUGAACGAGGGCUUCAAGUACCCGCUGGCCGGCGGCGCGCUGGGGGACCACACGCAGUCGAACAACGAGGGGAUGAAGGCCGUCUUCCACGGCUACUAGUCAAGUCGCAGCUAACAAAGACUUUUAGUAAGAACACGG
Molecule: messenger RNA, 1313 nt
Organism: Pelagomonas calceolata
Lineage: Eukaryota; Pelagophyceae; Pelagomonadales; Pelagomonadaceae
Source: the annotation of a GenBank genome assembly